AGGCCCGCCGCGGAGACUCUGCGUUCACGUUCAGUGAGAUGGAACGAGGCUCUCAUAUGUCCAUCUCCCAUAUGGCCCAGUCAGAGAAGAAAGGGCUGGUUUAAUCGAAGAGGUGAUCAAUUGUGGACUAACGGAGGUGCGUUCAGGUCACCACCGGGAGGCGAAGAGUAUCCCCUUGACCUCGAUGGUUAUCCAGAUUUUGGUGAGGGAUGGAUGAAUGAAGAAGGUACCCGUAUCGAUAUGGCACAUCGUCUGAUUCCAAAAGCACCGCUGCGUUCGGCGCUCAAG
This is a messenger RNA of Lentinula edodes (shiitake mushroom), 288 nucleotides long. RefSeq lists its product as uncharacterized. The annotation marks the transcript as partial. The record is from RefSeq and is a predicted model, not a curated record. The transcript has 2 exons. NCBI's taxonomy places the organism in Eukaryota, Fungi, Basidiomycota, Agaricomycetes, Agaricales, Omphalotaceae.